UCUCAUAAUAUAUUACAAAUGUCGAUUUCAAUUUAAUUUGGUUAUGCCAUUUGUUUCACAACUUUAUUAAUUUCUACGAAAUCAGCUUGCUACGCUUUGUACGUGACACCCUGUAUAUUUAAAUAUGACACAUUUUGCUACUAGAGCCUUUACAGUGUAAUAUUAUGCAGUAGUAUUUAAAAAUGAAUACUUUGUGGAAGAAUACUCGUAAAGCUCUCAAAGACUUUGCUAAUGUCCUAGUAUGCAACAAGUGUGGAAAUGAAUCAAAAAAUACAAUGAGAUACAACAAUUGUGGUCACUUUUUUUGUGAUCAUUGUAUUGGAAGUAAGUCAGAAUGUAUCAUAUGUAACAUGCCAGUGCAACCAAUCGAAGUACAUAGCGAUCAUAUGAUUAAAAGUCUUACAUCUUACUGUAAUAUCAUUGCAGACAUAAUAGAUGAAAAAGAGUUAUGGAAUAAAUCUACAAAUUUUACAAGCAUCAGACAAAUACCUCCAUUAAUAUUAAACUCAGAAUCUAAAGCUAUUAGUAAAAAAGCACUUAGAAUACCAAAAACAAACAUAAAUAAACCAAAUGCAAAAGGAGAGACAAAAUUACAUGCUGCGUGUCUGAAGAAUAACGAAGAGCAUGUAAAAAGACUGUUAGCUGCGGGUGCAAAUCCUAAUACAAAAGAUAACUAUGGUUGGACUCCUUUACAAGAAGUUGUAAAUUAUGGAUUCACGAAUAUAUGUCAGUUGCUCUUAGCAUGUGGCACAUCACCCAAUAUUCCAGGUGCAGAAAAUAGAACACCAUUACAUGAAGCUGCCAUACAUAAUAGAUUAGAAGAAGCAAAGUUGCUCUUACAGUAUUCUGCUAAAAAGAAUGUGUAUGACAAACAUGGAAAUACACCUAUGAACUACUGCAAGUCGUUUAAAGAAUUGUGGAAUCUUUUGACAAAAGGAUGCGAGAUCAAUGACACAUCUGAAACAAUUGUGAAUUCUACCUUAAAUAGUACUCUAGAACAAUCAUUUUGUACCACACCAUCGUUAAAUACGUUUGUUGUAUAUGAACUAAAUUUGAGGGAAGAAAAUAGUAAAUAUUUACAUCAGAUGGUUUCAAAACAUAAAAUUAAAAUUACAUCUGUAUUUCGGUCAACUGUAACUCAUGUCGUAGUGGAAGCAAAUAAUCAAAAUAUUGUACAAUUAUCAUACGACAUAAUGGUAGCACUUCUCCGUGGAAAAUGGAUACUUAAUAGUGAAUGGAUUCAGUUAGUUUUGGAUGUGGAUGAUAUACUAGCCGUGGAUUUAGAAUUAUUUGAAAUUAGUGGUACUCCAAUUAUAGGUGUUCCAAAGAAAGCCAGAAUAAAUGCGCAGAACCAGAAUCCAGGUCUUUUCGACCAAUGCCACUUUUACUUUGCUAUGCAAUCAAUGAACACUUACUAUGUAAGUGGCAUGCAACUAACUAAAGAUUCUCUAUUGAAACUUGUCCGCGAAGGUAAUGGGUCGGUUCUGACAAGAGAACCACGUCCAGACGAUAUAAAAGGCGAAGAACAAAUUAUCCCUUUUCAUACUGCCAAUGAACCUUCUCAUCCAUUAUACAAGUGCACUUAUUAUAUUAUAUACGUACCAGGAAGAGACGAGCCACGUGUAAAAUAUAAUAUGCCUCAUAUAAAAACGUUGCCGCUUUUAUGGUUAAUCGAAUCUAUAGAAAGAUUUACAUUGGUCGAUCCGUCGCAUCUAGGUUUAUUGUAAUAAGUUCUUAUAUUUUUUAUAUUUGUUUAACCUCUACGAUAGUUACAUACUUACGUUUUUUUUAUUACUGUAACUAGUUCAAUGUGAAUUAAUAUUACUGAGAAAUAUAAUACGAUUUAUAAUUUUAAUAGAAUAUAAUCUUUAUUACUAGUCGAUACAAAUUUUAAUUUAAGAAAAACAUAUUUUUGUUUGCAUACUUUUUUUAAAAAAACUUAAAACAUUUACAAGUAGAUAGUACUAUUAUAAACUAAUAUUUUAAUUUUUGUUUAAUUUUGUAACGUAAAGAAUAUUUUAAUUCUGUACUAUGAUUACGAGAGAUCAACCGUUGCGCAAAGAACGAUAAAUUCCAAAGGGAAAUAUCGUACGGUACCUCGUACAUUUACUGGUAAAGUACCGCUAGCCGUGAACAUAUACAUCUAUAUGUACGCUGUGAGGAAGAGAGAAUGAAAAAAAAGACUGGUGUAGAGCGAGAGAGAAGUAAAGCGGAAGAACUGUACGAAGAUAG
Hylaeus anthracinus is the source of this 2232-nucleotide messenger RNA. RefSeq names its product BRCA1-associated RING domain protein 1-like. Gene Ontology annotation, molecular function: protein binding. The coding region runs from base 183 to 1727 and encodes 514 amino acids. The record is from RefSeq and is a predicted model, not a curated record. The transcript has 10 exons. Lineage: Eukaryota; Metazoa; Arthropoda; Insecta; Hymenoptera; Colletidae.